AUGGGUCCAUCCGGAGAAACAAAAAGCAAUGUUCAGGUACCUUAUCAAUGUAUAACAUAAAAUUUUUUUUUUUCAUCGUAAAAUCUCCGCGAUUUUUUGUAGAACUCAAAUUCCUCCGAGAUCCGACAGUCGGACCUGUCGUUGUUCGACAUCUCCACCACCGAUCUGUCGUUCUCCGCGCCGGAGUCGGAGCCCUUCUUCUCCAUGGGCGAGGAGCCGCAGUUUCAGCCGAGACAGGUGGAAGAAGUUGAGGAACCCGAAUUCGACAGCGAUUUUGAAUACGAAUUGGAAGUGGCGAGAGGCGACAGUGAUCCUGAGAGCAAUGCAGCGAAGGAACGGGCCAAAACCGAGGUAAAGUCGGGUUGAGUCGACUUUCUCUCAGUUUUGGGUCAACUGUUUCGCCGAAAAAUAUUGUUGUUGCCCGACCACAAAAGUCGGUUUUUUCUUUGUGAAGAUGGUUGGAAAUACGGCGGAUUGUUGUUGCAUUAGCAAGAUGGAGUCACUUUCUCUCUCAUUUUUAUUGGCUGUUCGUAUUUUAGUUGAAAAUUUUAUGAAAUCUCAGCCUUUUCAUUUAGGCUGCUUUUGAUGUCUUGUGUAAUAUAAAAUCCAGUAUUUUGGGAGGUUUUGCCCAAUCAAAUUACGUCUAAAUGACUGGAUGUGGUAUUUUCAGGAGAAAAUCUUGAGCACAGCCAAGGAUAACAGCCUCCUGACCGGUCUCGAAUUAUCAUGGAAGGAGAAUUUUCGGCGUCAUGGAAGCGACGAAAAACUCAAUGAAUCCUUGCCCGAUCUUCCAGAUAUAAUUCCCAGAAAAAGUGACAAGCCGGUAGCCAAAAGUCCUGCGGUCCUCACGGCUUUGGAGAAUUCCAUUUGUCAGAUUUUUCCGGAAAAUGGCCGCAGAAUCAGGUCGGCCUCCUCGAUCUCGGACGGCCCGACGAAAGGAGUCUCAACUGCCGUAGAGUUUUCAGAAAAGCGAGAUAAAAGCAAAUCGGAGAGGUCUAAAGACUCGACGGAAACGAAAUCGAAGGAUAGCCAGGUAUAUUUUGGAGCUAUAUUGUUUUAGGUAGUUUUGAAGAUAACUUUGAGAUUUUUCCAAAUUUGCUUGGUUUUUAGGUAACGAAAUGUGUUGUAGUGUUAAUAUAAUGAGUUUGAAGGCCCAGAAGAGAGGACUAUUAUCAAAAAAUUAUAUUAUACAUGAUGUUUUCAGCCUCUCUCAACUAUAAGUCCCGCUAAAAUCAAUCCUCCAAAGCUACCAGUGGCCUUGGUUAUGGUCGAUGAAUCGACCGCCGAAGAAGGAAUCUACGGAUUUGGAGAGAACCUCUCAAAAUUUGAGAAAAAAGAGAAGAAAAGAGCUCCAGGCGACAAGAAAAAGAAGAAGCGACGUACGAAAGCCGACGCGGAGAGCGUUCCGGUAAGUUUUCUUUGUGAAACCUUGAAUUUUGUGCGUAAUUUAGAUUAAAAACAUUGAAAUUUCAGUGCUUCUCAUCCUCAACUGCCUAUGAUCCGGCGGAUGAUGCGACGGUGGUCUCCAGCAGCGCUAGUAAUAUCGCAGAGACUCCAAAAAAUGCCCAUGAAACCACGGUCUCUCCAAAGAAAGUUAGCAAUCUGGAGGUUCUCACUGUAAGUUUUUUUUGAUGUUAUCGAAUUUACCGUGCAAGUGUUGAAAUUGGGUAAUUUUGCGUAAUGAAAUCGUUGUCCCCGAGACGGGGUUGUCUCCACUUUUUUGGUCGUUUUUGUCACCGGCUCGAGACUGUGGAGAACGAAGAGAGUGGAGACAGAAAUGCCGCUAAAAUGAAUGAGAACCAAAAAAAAUCCCGCAACGUGAAAAAACAAGGAUUGGGCCUGUUUUUGUCCCGAAGACGUUCCCCCACUUUUUUGGGCCUUUUUGUCCCCCGACCGGUUUUGUUUCCAGGCCGUUUUUGUCCCCCAUAUUUUUAUUUUUGAAAAUUCUUUGACCAGCUAGCCAAUGAGUUGAAAUCACAGCCAAAUUUCUUAAUGGCUAGCCGAAGGCCUAGGUCGGCUUGCCAAACUGUCAGAAUGGCGUUAAAGCCUCUAAAAAGCUAGCUUAAAAGUUGGAAUGAGUGUCAAAAAGUUGCAAAUCACAGCGAAAUUAUUAAAAUAGCUUGUAAAAACCUGGAUCAGAUAGCCAAAGUGUCAGGAUAGCUGUGAAGCCUCAAAAAAAAGCUAGCGAAAGAUUGGAUCCAGGUUUUUACUCGCCAUUUUAAUAAUUUGGAUGUCAUUUGAAACUUUUUGACACCCAUUCCAACAUUUAAGCUUGCUUUUGCGAGGCUUCAACGCCAUUCUGACAGUUUGACAAUCCGAUCUAGGUUUUUGGCCGGCCAUUGAAAAAUUUGGUUGUGAUUUCAACUGAUUGGCUAGGUGGUCAAGGAAUUUUCAAAAAUAAAAAUAUUGGGGACAAAAACGGCCUGGAGACAAAACCGGUCGGGGGACAAAAAGGCCCAAAAAAGUGGGGACAAACCCGGGGUGGGGACAAAAACGGGCCCAAUCCUAAUUUUGCACGGGGGAUUUUUUUGGGUUCUCAUUGACUGCACUGUACGUUCAUUUAUUCAUUAUCGCGGCUUUUCUCUGCCCAUUCUCUUCGUUCUCCGCAGUCUCGAGCUUUCAGCGACAAGUUUUGCACGGUGCGGAGGUGUUUUGGGUUCUCAUCGGCUGCAUUGCGCGAUUAUUUAAAAUUUUUUUGAUGACUUUAUUUCAGAACGAAGCCCGUCGGAUUGUAUGUUGCCAUAUCAGCUCUGAACUUGUCGAAAAACCGAAGACCGGCCUGUUCAAAUGGGAGGACUUUCCCCUCGUCAGCGAAGUAGGGGUUUUCUUUGAUUUUUCAUUUUUUUCGCGUUUUCCGUUUUUAAUGUCGUAUUUAUUAUUUAAGCUGACCAAUCAAAUGGAUUUUGUCACAGCGUUGAACGUCUUGCGUCCCGGCUUGCAUGAAGAAGACUACUGUAAAUUGAUGGAGAAAUACCAGGAGGAAUGCCGAUUCCAGGCCAUUAAGAGCGUUCGCACCGCUCAGAACAAGGAUGACACGGAUAAAGGAGAGGUAAAUAUUUUUUUGACAAAAUUUACCCAUUUUGCGGGGACUUUUUUAACUUUUGCCUAGUACAAUAUAAUUUUUUAGGGAUUGAACGGCCAAGCACUUGGAGAGUCAAUCAAUCGUGUGUUCAAUGAAGUAAGAGAUUGUUUGUCAUUGAUUUAGGCAGAAAAUGUUGUUGUUUUUUGGGUGUGGUAAGAGGUGACGAAAAAAAUUGAAACCAAAAAUUUUACUUCUAAUUAAUACAGUAACAGACUCUUUUUUAUUAAUAAAUGGAUGUUUUAAGGCCCGUCAGAAGAGCGAGAGGGCCGCCGAACGUCGUGAGCGUCAAAAUUUGGAUAAUGUUCAUCGAAAUGUAUGCCAACUCCUCAAGGAUUCGCAGCAAAAUGUGCUCAACGAAUUCUCCGGCGGAGAGAAAUUGAAAUCCAAGACUGUGGUGAGGGUUUGUCAUCAAUUUUUUUAUCUGUUGGUUUUUAGAGAUGCGAAGAAGUUCGAAAUUUUGAGGAUCUGAAGAAGGACCUCCAAGAACACACCGAAAAUGAAAUGCGGAAGAUUGUGAGGAGAGUCCUCCGAAGAGAGGUACGGAAUUUUGAGCUUGCCAAUUUGGCGGAUUUAUGAAGAGAAUUUGGAGGUUAUUUCGGAGUUUUUUGGGGAAUUUGCGCUUUUUAUUUGGGAAGAGAUUUCAUAUGGGGCAGAUCCGGUAUUGGCCCAAUAUGUAUAACCAAUGUUGCAAAAUUGUUUGACCAACCGGCCAAUGAGUUGAAAUGGCAGUCAAUUUUUUUAAAUGGCUAACCAAAACUCUGGAUCGGCUAACCAAGGUGUCAGAAUGGCUUUGAGGCCUCGAAAAAGCUAGCGAAGAGGUGAAAUGGGUGUCAAGGGUAGGAAUGACAGCCAAAUUUUCUUUUCGCCAGUUUUUUUUGAGGCUUCAAAGUCAUCAUGACACUUUGGCUAGUCGAUCCAGGUUUUUGGCUAGCCAUUUAAAAAAUUUGACUGUCAUUUCAACUGAUUGGCUGGCUGAUCAAGCCGUUUUGUAACGUUGGUUGUACAUAUUGGGCCAAUAUCCGAUCUGUCGCUUAUGAAAUCUCUCCCAAAUGAAAGGUUGAGAAUUUGAGGCCUGUUUUUUGGCUGAAUUGUAUUUUUUUUGCAAAAAUUUUUAAUCGGAGUUCUUCAGCGAAAGGCCGAAGAAACUGCGAACCCCUCCACUGUUCUUACGACCUUCAGCGAACCACGCAACCGAAUGGGAGGCCCGGCUCAGGACACUGUUUCGAAGUCGAUGGAGAUCACCCCGAGCAGUCGCAGGCACAAGAAAGGAUCAAAAAACAUGCAGAAGAAGGAGAAAAGUGGCCGGAAUGGACGUACCAAGAGUAGAUCUAUCAAGGCAAGUUGGUUUAUACCAGGCUGUUGGGGAAUAAAAUUAUGUGAUUAUGAUUUUCCCGACAGACUGAUGGUCGCUUUUUUUAAAUCUAAAAAAAAAUUGUUUGAUUUUUUUUAGAUUUUUGAACUUUUUUUAAUUAAAGAAUUUCAAAAAAAUUUUCAGAUUUUCCAAAAUUUUUAUGAUUUUUUUUACAAGGAAAGUACUUCUAUGGGGUGUGGAGUUACAGGUCGAGAUAUAUAUCAAAAAAUUCGCAAAAAUUUUCUGAUUCGGAAUGUAUAAAAAUUAGCUGCCUAAUUUUGGUCUAUCAACGAGUUUUAUCAAUAAAUGUAUUUCUCGAGGAAAAAAAUCUGCGGCAACAAAAGCGCGCUCGGUCUCUUCCUUCGGAAGAGAGCGGUGUGGCCGAGUGGUUAGAGCGCUAGAUUGGGAAUCCGAAGGGAACGGGUUCGAUUCGUUUUGCCACACUAGAACCCAUUUUUUACAUUGGAACUACUUCUAAGGUGUAGUUGUAAUCUAAUUUGAUAUUUCAAGGCUUGUCAAGGCCUCAGAAUUUAUUUUACCACAAAAUAAAAAUUUUUUAUUGGUAAAAACACGGUCAAAAAGACACUUGCAUGGUGUCGCGAGAAAACUUCGGAGGACAAAAACAUGUCAUCAGACCAAAAUUAGGCAGCUAAUUUUUAUAUAUUCUGAAUCAGAAAAUUUUUGCGAUUUUUUUGAUAUAUAUCUCGACCGGUAACUCCACACCCCAUAGAAGUACUUUCCUUGUUAGAAAUCCCGUGACAACGAUAUAAAAGUGAUCCGAGAAGCGAACAAAAAUUCGUCUGAGCGAACCCUGCAAGGCAUCGAGAGCCUGGAGAGCAUUAGAUCAUCAGCAGUGUCAGAAAACGAGAGUUUUAUUGGAAAUUUGGAAAAUCGGAAUUUUCAGGUAAUCUCUUAUUUUUUUCUGAAAAAUUAAGUUUAAAUUUUUUCUGGAUUUAUUUUCGUUUCAGCCCAGAAAAACUGUCCAAAAAAGUUAUCAAAUGAAGGGACCUUUAGAUGUGAACAGCGUGAUCAACUAUGCCAAGUGCACCAUGGAGUAUUGGCAGCGAAAAGAGGGCCUGGUCAUGAAUGGAAACGAACGGGUCGACGUGGAGUUGAGUGUGCGAAAGUUUGGUGAGCCAUUUGUUUUUAAUUUUGAGUAAAAGUUGCGUAGAUUGGCCAUCACCCCAAAAAAUAAAAAGUCAAUGCGAGCUGCGCCAAAGAAAGAAUAAAAGACUGGGUCCAGCCCUUAUCUAGCUUUGGCUACACCCAAAAAGCAAAGGCCUUGGGAAAAUGAAAGGGGCGAGAUCUGCAGAGGACAUUUAUACGAUGAAAAGUUGACUAGGCUCAGCUUAGUUUAGGCUUACAGCGGCGGACCUGAUGCAGUGACGAAACACGUGCUAUUUUGCUUCCGGAAAGUAUCAAAAAUGCAGCAAAAUACCUCCCUCUCCAACUAAAAAAACUCCGCUUUGAAGAGAGCUUACUCUCAUAAGAAGAGCGGGCGCACUUUUGAAAUUGGAGUUUUUUCACUGUAGCCAAAGCUUAGAUUAGGGCUUAGGCUCAGGCCUUUAUUUUUUCCUGGCCGCAACUCGCAUUUUUUGAGGUGAUGGCUAAUCUGCGGAACUUUUUCCUAAUUUUUUCCAAAUUUUUUGUUUCUAGUGAUAAAAUUUUUCAGAGCCAUCCAAAACUGGCUUCCGUCCCAAACGCGGCGAUGCAGUCCACUCGGUCAGCGUCGAUCAGACCAAGAAACGUGAGAGAGUUAGAUGGGGAGUGGAACGCCCAUAUUGA
Messenger RNA from Bursaphelenchus xylophilus (pine wood nematode), 6218 nucleotides. Lineage: Eukaryota; Metazoa; Nematoda; Chromadorea; Rhabditida; Aphelenchoididae. The record is from the annotation of a GenBank genome assembly.